AUGAAGACCGGUUCUCAAAUCCGCCUGCUGCUGUGGAAAAACUGGACUGUCCGCAAGAGACAGAAAAUCCGCUUCUUGGUGGAGAUCGUCUGGCCAGUGUUGUUAUUUAUUAGUUUGGUGUGGCUGAGGAAGGCCAAUCCACUGCACCAACAACAUGAAUGUCAUUUUCCCAACAAGGCCAUGCCAUCAGCAGGGAUUCUGCCCUGGAUCCAAGGCAUCUUCUGCAAUGCCAACAACCCCUGCUUCAGAUAUCCAACCAGAGGAGAGUCUCCGGGCGUUGUCUCCAACUAUAACAACUCAGUAUUGUCACAGUUCUAUGUUGAUGUCCAGGAGCUUCUGCUCAGUGAGAAGGAGGUUCAGCAACUUGGGCGUCUUUGGCGCGACCUGUCAUCUUUCUCAAACUUAAUGGACGUGUUACGCAACAGCCCAUCUUUGAUGUCAGGCCGUGGGCUCCGGAUAAAUGACAUACUGAAGGAUGAUGAGGUUCUCACAGCCUUCCUGUUGCGAGAUGCAGGCCUCUCAAAUUCAAUAGUCUACCAGCUCGUCAAUGGAGAAAUAAGAAUCGAACAGUUUGCUUUUGGUGUCCCAGACCUCCGACUGAAAGACAUUGCAUGCAGUCACGCCCUGUUAGAACGCUUCAUCAUCUUCCCCAGUCGAAUGGGACUCUAUGGGGUCCGCAAUGCCUUGUGUGCCUUCAGCCAGCAAAGGCUGCAGAAGAUAGAGGACAUCCUCUAUGCUAAUCUGGACUUCUUCAAGAUCUUCAGACUGAUGCCUCAGGUUUUGGACCGAAGCUCUGAGGGGAUUGACCUUCACUUCUGGGGCCAGGUUCUUAAAGCGGUGUCUGACAAGAUCCAAAUUCUGAGAGAGCGGGAGAACUCUCAGGAGCUCCUGAAGCUGGUUUCUUCUCUUUUCCAUGCUGGGGGUCCCUCCUCCUUCACCCAGCUGAGGUCCAGUGUGUCCAGUCUCUUCUGUGGGUACCCAGAGGGAGGCGGCUCCAGAGUCCUGUCCUUCAACUGGUAUGAGGACAACAACUACAAGGCAUUUUUAGGGGUCAAUGGCACCAAGAACCACGACUAUGUCUAUGAUGACACCACCACUCCCUUCUGCAAUGCCCUGAUGCAGACCCUGGAGUCCAACCCCAUCACAAAAAUUGUGUGGAAUUCAGUCAAGCCCCUGCUGAUGGGAAAGAUCCUGUACACCCCUGACUCCCCUGCCGUCCGCAAGAUAUUAAAGAGUGCUAAUACAACCUUUGAGCAGCUAGAGAGGCUCCAGAACAUGGCCAAGGCCUGGGAGGAGGUGGGACCUCAGCUCUGGGCUUUCUUUCACAACAGUGUCCAGAUGAACAUAGUCAGGGACACCCUGCGAAACCCAACAGUGAUGCACUUCAUGGACAGCAGUCUGGAGGAUAGUGACUUUACCACCAAGGACAUUCUUAACUUUCUGUACAAUGGUCCAGAAGAGCAGAGAGAGGCGGGCAUGCCAAACUUUGACUGGAGGAACAUUUUUAACAUCACUGACCAGAUCAUACGCAUGUUCAACCACUAUGGAGAGUGCAUCAGUUUGGAUAAGUUCGUGGCUCACACAGAUGAGUCGCAGAUGAUCCAUCAGGCCUUGUACCUGCUGGAGGAGAACAAGUUUUGGGCUGGUGUGGUUUUCAUGGACAUGUAUCCCUGGACGACAAGUGUUCCCCCACAUGUCAAGUACAAGAUCCGCAUGGACAUUGAUGCAGUGGAGCGCACAAACAAGAUCAAAGACAGGUACUGGGACCCCGGCCCCAGAGCAGACCCCAUGGAGGACCAGAGGUACAUCUGGGGAGGCUUUGCCUACCUGCAGGAUAUGAUAGAACAUGGCAUCAUCAAGCUUCACACGGGCAACGACUGGCCACUCGGGGUCUACGUCCAGCAGAUGCCCUAUCCAUGUUAUGUGGAUGACCUUGUCAUUAACUCAGAGUUCCACUCAAGGUUCUUCAGUGCAUCCUCACAGAGCCAGUCGGCCUGGAUCUAUUCUGUGUCCAUGACCGUGAAGAGCAUUGUGCUGGAGAAAGAGCUACGUCUCAAGGAGACCCUCAAAGCUGCGGGAGUCAGCAACAGAGUUAUUUGGUACACGUGGUUCAUUGACAGCUUCACUGUGAUGACUGCGAGCACGGCGCUCCUCACCUCCAUCAUCAUGGGUGGCAAGGUGCUGAAUUAUAGCGACCCCAUCCUCAUCUUCUUCUUUCUGCUGACUUUCACUGUCACCACCAUCACGCAGUGUUUCCUGAUGAGUGUGUUCUUCAACAAGGCCAACCUGGCAGCCGCCUGCAGUGGCAUCAUCUACCUCACCCUCUACCUGCCCCACAUCCUCUGCUUCGCUUGGCAGGACCGCAUCACAAAAAACAUGAAGUUGGCUGCUAGCUUGUUGUCUCCUGUGGCAUUUGGUUUCGGGACAGAGUACCUGUCCAGAUACGAGGAGCAGGGCUUGGGUCUGCAGUGGGACAACAUCCAGACCAGCCCGUUAGAGAAGGACACUUACUCCUUUCUUACCUCUAUCCUCAUGAUGAUUCUUGAUGCAGUCCUCUAUGCUGUUCUGGCCUGGUACCUGGAUAAUGUCUUCCCAGGACAGUACGGCAUUGGACAGCCAUUCUACUUCCCAUUCCAGCCCUCAUACUGGCAAAGAUCUGCAUCUUCACAAACAGAAGUGGCCCAUCACGAUCCUGCGAAAUCUGAACCACAGAACAUGGAGAAUGAUGCUGAGGGCAGGGGCACACCAGUGACAAACACCUGCAACAGCUCAGCCAGCAAGAAAACCUGUAAGCACCAGAGUAAGAGGGAACAACUAGAGAGAGAGAAGGAGCUGCUGAAACGACAAGAGCAAACUCCCAAUCAGGAGGAGGAGUGUUGGGACUCAGGGAAGGAAGGUCAGUUGUUCUUUGAGCCUGAACCAGUGGGCCUGAUGAUGGGGGUGCAGAUCCAGGACCUGGUAAAGGUGUUUGAUGGAUGCUCUCAUCCAGCCGUCAACUGCCUCAAUAUCAGCUUCUAUGAAGGCCAGAUCACAUCCUUCUUAGGUCACAAUGGGGCUGGAAAAACUACAACUAUGUCCAUCCUGACUGGUCUGUACCCUCCGACAUCCGGCACUGCAUACAUUAAUGGAAGAGACAUUAGGACUGACAUGGAUAUCAUCCGUUCUUCUAUGGGCACGUGUCCUCAGUACAACAUCCUCUUCAAACAUCUCACAGUGGCAGAGCACAUCCUGUUCUACUCACUGCUGAAGGGUCGGACUGAGGCGGAGGCCAAGAGGGAGGUCGAGGACAUGCUGAUAGACCUGGGGCUACCUCACAGGAGAAACGCCGAGGCUCAGAACCUCUCCGGUGGUAUGCAGAGGAAACUGUCAGUUGCCAUGGCGUUUGUUGGAGGGUCAAAGGUCAUCAUCUUGGAUGAGCCCACCUCAGGAGUGGACCCCUACUCCAGAAGAUCUAUUUGGGACCUCCUACUGAAAUACAGAGCUGGCCAUACAGUGAUUCUGUCCACACAUCACAUGGAUGAGGCCGACCUGCUGAGCGACCGCAUUGCCAUCAUUUCCAAAGGACAGCUCCACUGUUGUGGGUCACCCCUGUUCCUCAAGAACUGUUUUGGAGUGGGUUUUUAUCUGACUCUUGUACGCCGCAUAAAGGACCUGAGGAAGAGGGAGACUGACUGUGACUGCGCGUCAGACUGCUCCUGUUCCUGCUCCAUCUGUACCAAAUACAAAGAUCAGUCCCAGAGCCAGUUCCAGCAUGUAGACAGAGUUAUGGAUGGGGACAUAAACAGCAUCACCAGCCUCAUUCACCACCAUGUCCCAGAAGCCAAACUGAUUGAAACGAUUGGACAGGAGCUGACCUAUCUGCUGCCCAAUAAGGGAUUCAAGCAUCGGGCGUACGCCAGUUUGUUUCGGGAGCUGGAGGAGACACUUGCUGACAUGGGGCUCAGCAGCUUUGGCAGGUUAGAACAGAUAUUCAUAAAGGUCACUGCAGACGGAGAAGCAGCGAAUAAUGCCACCACUCCCGAGCAGUGGAUGUUACAGCGGAGAAAAAACAACAGCCAAGUUGGUGUAGAGGGAAAUGAAGGUCCAUCAGACAGCAGUGCAGGAAAGGGCUCCAAGCAGGUGAAAGGUGCCACUCUGACUUUGAAGCAGUUCCAUGCGCUGCUAGUGAAGAGGUUCCACCACGCCACAAGAAGCCAAAAAGACUUCAUGGCACAGAUCAUCCUCCCUGCCAGUUUCGUCCUGAUAGCUCUGAUCUUCACCAUGUUUGUUCCUCCGUUUGGAGAAUAUCCCAGUCUGACUCUGACGCCCUGGAUGUACGGACAGCAGUUCAUCUUCUUCAGUAACGAGCAGCCAUUUGACCCCAAAAUGAAACACUUCACACAGCAAUUUUUAAACCCACCAGGCCUGGGGACACGCUGCAUGGAAGGAGAACCACUAGGAAUGCCUUGUAGAAACAGUACAACAGAGUGGGAGUAUCCUGACGUCUCCCCUGAGAUCAGCAACAUCUCACAGAGUUCUGAAUGGAAUGAGAGAAACCCAUCCCCCUCGUGUCAGUGCAGCACCAGUAAGAAGUUGACCAUGAUGCCCAUCUGUCCCAUCGGUGCAGGUGGGCUGCCCCCUCGCCAACGAAUCGAGGCCACAGGAGGCACAAUGCUGGAUCUGACUGACAGGAACAUCUCUGACUACCUGGUCAAAACCUACCCGAAUCUCAUCAGAACCAGUUUAAAGAGCAAAUACUGGGUGAAUGAGCAAAGGUAUGGAGGCCUGUCAAUAGGAGGACAACUUCCCAUCUUAGAUGUGAACCCCAGAAACAUCCAGAAUGUUUUCCAUCAGCUGGGACGAAUGCUUAACAUCACAGGGGGUUACAAUUCUGACCUUGCAUUGAGGGAGAUUGGUCCUUUCUUACGAUACAUGGAAAGUGAAUUCAAUAUAAAGGUAUGGUAUAAUAACAAAGGCUGGCACGCCAUGGUUGCCUUCAUGAAUGUGGCCAACAACGCCAUUCUGCGAGCCCUCCUACCAUCGACUGCCAAACCCGUUGAGUUUGGCAUCACUGCCAUCAACCACCCUCUCAACCUCACUAAAGAGCAGCUUUCUGAAGUCACCGUACUGACCACUUCAGUGGACGCUGUGGUGGCGAUCUGUGUUAUUUUCGCCAUGUCCUUCAUCCCCGCCAGCUUCGUCCUCUACCUUAUCCAGGAGCGUGUGACCAAGGCCAAGCACCUGCAGUUUGUCAGUGGGGUCAGCCCCUUAGUUUACUGGGUGGCCAACUUCUUCUGGGACAUGAUGAACUACUCUCUCAGCACUGCAAUGGUGGUCGGCAUUUUUAUGGCUUUUGACAAAAAGUGUUACACAUCGCCAUCUAACUUGCUGGCACUAAUAGCACUGCUUCUACUAUAUGGAUGGUCAGUAACGCCCAUGAUGUAUCCCAUGUCCUACAUGUUCAACAUCCCAAGUACUGCAUACGUCUCUCUGUCCUGCAUCAACCUGUUCAUAGGCAUCAACAGCAGUGCCAUUACCUUCAUCCUGGAGCUUUUUGAAAACAAUCGGUCUUUGCUCGUGUUCAAUGAGUGGCUGAAGAAAGGCCUGCUGGUGUUCCCUCACUUCUGCCUGGGGCGAGGACUGAUCGACAUGGCCAUGAACCAAGCUGUCACUGAUGUGUAUGCUAGAUAUGGUGAAGAGUACAGAGCUGACCCCUUCCGGUGGGACUUUGUGGGGAAAAAUGUUGCUUUCAUGGCAGCGGAAGGCUUUAUCUACUUUAUUCUCAAUCUUCUGAUCCAGUACCGAUUCUUCUUGGAACAUUGGUUAUCAGACUACAAGCAGACUCCGGUACAAGGUGAAGAUGAUGAUGUGGCAGCAGAGAGGCAGAGAGUUUAUGAUGGAGGGAGCAAGACAGAUAUCCUGCAGAUCAGAGACCUCUCCAAAACGUAUGUGGGCAGGAAGAGGGCAGCUGUGGACCGGAUUUGUGUGGGAGUCCCCGCAGGAGAGUGCUUUGGCCUCUUGGGAGUUAAUGGAGCUGGAAAGACGACAACCUUCAAAAUGUUGACUGGUGACACAGAUGUCAGUUCUGGGGAGGCUACUGUGGCUGGUUACAGCAUCCUGACAGAGAUUCUGGACGUGCACCAGAACAUGGGCUACUGCCCUCAGUUUGAUGCUAUUGAUGAGCUCCUUACCGGCAGGGAACAUCUCCAUCUCUACGCUCGUCUCAGAGGGGUACCUGAGUCAGAAAUCCCCAGAGUGGCAGAAUGGGGCAUCCAGAAGCUGGGUCUGACAGAGUAUGCUGGCCGCUGUGCAGGGACCUACAGUGGAGGCAACAAACGCAAACUCUCCACAGCUAUCGCAAUGAUUGGUUGCCCAGCACUGGUGCUGCUGGAUGAGCCGACGACAGGGAUGGACCCGCACUCUCGCCGCUUCCUGUGGAACGCCAUCAUGAGUGUGAUUCAGGAUGGUCGCGCCGUGGUGCUAACGUCACACAGUAUGGAGGAGUGUGAGGCCCUCUGCACUCGGCUGGCCAUCAUGGUCAACGGGUCCUUCAAGUGUUUGGGUACCAUCCAGCAUCUCAAGUACAAAUUUGGUGACGGCUAUGUAGUGAUCAUGAAAAUCAAGGCAGCUAAAGUGGGCUUGUCCCCAGAGCUGGAGCCUGUCGAGAGCUUCAUGAAGAGCUGCUUCCCCGGCUGUGUUCAGCGGGAGAAGCACUACAACACACUGCAGUAUGAGAUCUCCUCCUCCUCCCUAGCCAGGAUAUUUCAGCUGGUGGUGGCCAAUAAAGAAAGGCUCAGCAUCGAAGAUUAUUCUGUUUCUCAGACAACUCUGGACCAGGUGUUUGUCAGCUUUGCCAAGCGCCAGACAGGAGAUGAUGAGGACGUUAUGUUACACAGACGAGCAGGGGGUGGACGAAAAGAUACCAAGAUUUCUCCAGCAAACAGGAAAACAUGAAAAGUCCCCUGUAAUCUAACUUUCCACCACCACAAGAUUUCACUAGCCAGGUUGCUUUUUAGGGGAGAGACGAGCAUGGCCAGUAACAGAACGGCUUUUUUUUUUUUUUACACCCCAAUCACAGCCAAACUGUACAAGUCUUUGGCUACAUGCAGGAGUUAAUCUUCCAUGAUAUUACUAAACAUCAAGAAUGUCUGACAGAAAGCAAGUUCUAUCUGAAAUAUGGAAAAGAAAGCUCUCUCACUCUCUCUAUAGAGAGAGAGAGAAUACAUACACACACACACUUUAUGUAAUGAACACCUAAGCACCAUCCAAGCAGUAUUUUUUAAAUGUCUACAAUGUGCACACCUUACUUAUAUACCACACAAAUGAUUUUAACACUGGUUGUCUUCUCUUUUCAUUUACUUCUGAACAUUUAAGUACAGAAGUAAAUAACCUGAAUUCUUGCUCCUUCUGCUAUUUCAUACAUUUCCAUGUCAUGUUGCUUCUGUCAAUACAAACUAUUCCUCUUAAGGAAUUACAUUUGAUUAAAAAAAGUUUUAAAUAAAGCUGUAAAUAACUUUUGUAUCUGAUCAAAUAAACCUUUAUGCUUUACAUUUAAUGCACCGUGCUGUCUUGCCUAGCUUAUUUGUACUGUAUCAGACCUAAAUAAAAGUCCAA
Messenger RNA from Monopterus albus (swamp eel), 7593 nucleotides. RefSeq names its product ATP-binding cassette, sub-family A (ABC1), member 4b (gene abca4b). Gene Ontology annotation, cellular component: membrane; intracellular membrane-bounded organelle. NCBI's taxonomy places the organism in Eukaryota, Metazoa, Chordata, Actinopteri, Synbranchiformes, Synbranchidae. Bases 1 to 6933 code for a protein of 2310 amino acids. Gene Ontology annotation, molecular function: lipid carrier activity; ABC-type transporter activity; ATP binding. The record is from RefSeq and is a predicted model, not a curated record. The transcript has 51 exons. Gene Ontology annotation, biological process: lipid transport; transmembrane transport.